CACCUUUAUGGUACAUACUAUCGGCGUUCUUUGUCUUUCUCGCGGCAUUGAGUUACAGGAAGGAAGAGCGAAGGUAGAAAAAGCUUUAUAAGAAGAACAAUUGACGAGAUCACAGCAGUCACUCAGGAAGCAAGGCAGACAGCCGAUGCAGCAGUUGAAGUUCAGAACGCUCGGGACGAUGCCUGCAAAGGAAAGGAGACCAUAGAGGAAUUUAGAUGUCGGUGCCGGGAAAAGACUUCGCACUUGUAUUUAUCGUCGCGCUCCUUCUCGAACAUGAGCAGUGCUGUUGCCACGUCGUUGAAGCGGAGCGUGGCCGAGAUGUUGUUCCGCUUGACCUGCGCAUUUUGCGGGCUCUGGAAGGGCUAGUAGACGCACUGGGAUCGAGGCUGCACAUGACGUACGUGGACGCCGCCAGUGGACUGUACUUCGCCAGCGACCGUCUACAGAACGUUCUCAACAUGGUAAAUACCGGCACCGGGAACGACUCCUUGGGUACUUCCGGGCAGUUGCCCGCGAGUUUCCACGUGAGCGUUGAGGAAAUCAGAGCUCUCCAAAGGAAAACAACACAGUUUGGAAAUACUGCUGUUGAGCAGGUUCUUCAGACAACGAAUGUCCCAAUACUGUCCCGCGGAGUACUCCGGCACAACUUCUGGACUGACCCACCCAUUCCGGCUGGAGUGGAGCCGGUCGAGAACGCAUCGGGCAGCGCGCCGCACCGCAGCGUCACUGAGAGCACGUCGGACGCGUGCAUGACGCAACUGUUCUCCGGCGCCCGCUGUCGAGACGUGAACAGCACCUGUUGGGAGACCAUGACGGGUGGGAAGCACAGGGGCUACAACCUCGCGCAUCAGGUGCUCUUCCUCACCAUUGCUUUCAAGAUGAACUGCACGGCUGUCAUGGAAAGAUUCUCGGAGUUAUACGGACAGCCACCAGCAGCGCGGAAUUUGGCUUCAAAGUGUGCACAGGUGGCCAAAGAGGCACAGUCGGUGGCAGAGGGUGGUUUCCCGGAUCGGAAGAGGGACCUUUUUCUCGAGCAAGUCACCGUGUGCGGGUUCCUGGAUCGAGGCGUGUUCAAGAACACGUCCUUCAUGGAAGCCGCUCUGUCCUGGCAGCGGAACGACGGGUGCUUCGAAUCGUGGAUGCACAGAAAGCACCGGAAGCAUCGGCGCAGAGUGAAGCGUGAAGAAAGAGUCGACGACGAUGGAUGUUCGAUGCACAUGACAAGCGUGGGAGCUGCAGCACUAGCAACCUGGUUGGGAACGCUCGUACGGGACGAGCUUCAAGGACGACGACUCGUGCCUUAAAGCGUGGGAACGGUCUAGUUGGUGACAAAUGUUGUUGCGACAGCCGAUGUUUCUAGCGCUCGUCUCCGUAGUUCUAUCCGUCCUAUCGCCUGCUCAUUGCGCUGUUGCAAGAACAUUUUUUUUGCCCAUCGCAUUGCCAACUCAGGGAGGUAAAUAGCUGCUUACAUCUGUUUCCGGUCGCACCAUUUCAAUACGACGGGGUCAACGCUAUGACUCAGAUCCUUGGCAUGAUGCUAACGGCAGGCGGAAGCAAGAAAAAAAAAAUUAAAGCAAGUUCCACGCCUCUAUAAUAUGAGUAAACAGCGGAGCUGACAAGAGUUACCGUAUAUGCUACCUUUAGGCAGCAGAGUUGCGCAUCUGUCUUCCAAACGACGCUAGCAACCAUGCGUUGCGGAGAAGCUGACGCUCGGGCCACUUUUUGUAUUUCUCGAUGGCGCCGCUGCAGCGAAUUGGACUGACACCAGACAUCAACUGUGAAGUUAAUCACCGAUCUUCGACACGCCAAACGCCAAACAUGUCGAUCGG
Messenger RNA from Rhipicephalus sanguineus (brown dog tick), 1829 nucleotides. RefSeq names its product UPF0764 protein C16orf89 homolog. NCBI's taxonomy places the organism in Eukaryota, Metazoa, Arthropoda, Arachnida, Ixodida, Ixodidae. Bases 216 to 1304 code for a protein of 362 amino acids. The transcript has 7 exons. Gene Ontology annotation, cellular component: cytosol; membrane. The record is from RefSeq and is a predicted model, not a curated record.